UUCACACACACGUCGUACACAUGGAGGUGGAGUGCCACCACCACCGCGAGGACUGGGUGCAUUAUGUCUGUUCCAAAGUCAUACCGUACUGCAAAAUCAAUCGUCAACAGCUAUUCUAAUAGAUUAAAUGUUAUAUCGUAUUGCUAUAGAAAAUCAGCACCAAAGCGUAUUGCAUUUGAUAAAUUUACACAAGAGAAAUAUAAGGAAGUAAGUGAAUAUGAUUUGUUACCUCCUGCAUACUUCAAGUACCUUCCGAAAUCAGCUCCUCCUGUUCUUCAUUGGAAACAAGAACCAGGUAUAUGGAAGAAGCAUCCAGAAACUGGAGAAAAGGUUCGAGUGAACAAUGUACCAGUACCAGUACACUACCCAAAGGCAAGCCAAAUGGGCUUGUGGGCAGGGGAAGGCAUUGUGAGAGGGUAUGCAAAAGCCCAUAAAACAAGAGGCAUGAGGUACCCUAGACAAUGGAAACCAUUCAUAACCAGCAGAAAAUUUUACAGUGAGAUACUGGACAAAGUAUUCGACAUACCAUGUACAUUACGUGCACUUAAUAAGGUUGAUGAAGCAUUUGGGUUUGAUCACUAUAUAUUAAAGACAUCACCUGAAGAAUUGAAUUCUCUACUGGGGAUGACCUUGAAACGACACAUGUUACUGGCCUUAGCAAGGAAGGAUAUGUACCCCGAUGAUCCUGCAAAAAGAGAAAAAGUCUACAACAAGUAUAAACAGUAUGAGGUGCCUGAGGAAGAAGCAAUCUGGGUAGGUUUGACCAGAGGUCAAGCUAUAGCCCUGUACAGACAUUUGCUGCCUCCAGAAGCAAAAGUAAGACCCUUGAAAAAUGUAUAUACUGAAGAAUUGCUAGACAAACUUAAAGAACAAAAUGUAAAUAUGGAAGUAGAAUCAGAAGAAAAACCGAAAAGUUCCCCUUCCUUCAUUUCGAGAAUAUUUAGACGCGGUAGCAAACCAGGUGAUGAGAGCAGUGUAUGAUGACAAUUUAAUAUAGAUGUCUUGACAUACAUAAGUUAUCAGUCCAGUUAUCAGUUUCUUGAUACAACACUAUUGAACACAGUGAAACAACAAAAACUUUUAAGGAUUUUAUUUUUAAAAGAAAAAUACCACCAGUAAAGUUGUAGCAUUUGAUAAACUGAGAUGCCCAAAGAUAUUAAACUUUUUAUCAUGAGAGUUAUUAAAGACUUUUACACUGUAUUGUAUGUAUGUGACUAGUCCAGAUUGGGUUUGGCAGGAACAGUCGUGCAAAAACAACACAAUGCUAUGAUUAGCAUUUCUCAAAGUGCAAAUUGUUUUGAGAUGCUAUUAAGAAAUGCAUUCAGGUGCUCCAAAAGUCAAAUAUUCAACAUUUAAAUAUAUUUAACAUUUAAAUAUAUUUAACAUUUAAAUAUAGUCAACAUUUAAAUAUAGUCAACAUUUAAAUAUAUUUAACAUUUAAAUAUAUUUAACAUUUAAAUAUAUUUAACAUUUAAAUAUAUUUAACAUUUAAAUACAUUUAACAUUUAAAUAUAUUUAACAUUUAAAUAUAUUUAACAUUUAAAUAUAUUUAACAGUACAAUGUUAUGUUGACUUUUAUGCUAGUGUGUGAUCAUCAGUAAAAUCUGUCAGGGAAAAUUGAGGUAUGGUGGGGCAGGGGGGGUGUUUGGGAAAUGUCUGUGGGGAAUAAUAGACCACCUUCAGCCCUAUUCUGAACUAUUUCCAGUUGCUAAAUGCUGUAGUUUAUUUAAUGAGUAAAAUAAUACUUUGUUCUAAUGGAUAGGAUACUACUCUGGUAUAAUUAAAUCUACAGUAUCACAUGAUA
Anneissia japonica is the source of this 1804-nucleotide messenger RNA. Its product is annotated as 39S ribosomal protein L28, mitochondrial-like. Gene Ontology annotation, molecular function: structural constituent of ribosome. Gene Ontology annotation, cellular component: mitochondrial large ribosomal subunit. The record is from RefSeq and is a predicted model, not a curated record. The transcript has 8 exons. Lineage: Eukaryota; Metazoa; Echinodermata; Crinoidea; Comatulida; Comatulidae. The coding region runs from base 64 to 981 and encodes 305 amino acids.